CAACGCCGGUGAGUGUGCGUCGGGACGGGGGGGCACGGAACGCACGGAAUUGCUGUAGGGUCGACGAAAAAUUGGAGAUGAAGAAGAUGGAAAAUAAACCAGCCGUUUUAGAAUUGUAGCGGUAAAUUGAUAAUAGAACAAUUAUUUGUAGCCUCGCUUUAAAGUGAAUGUUAUAUGAGGACCCUUGGAGAAAGUGCUUUAAUCGCAGUGAGGUAGCGAAUGUAGGGAGAGCUGGGGAGGGCUGUAGCUGCUGGUUUUUUUUGGAGAGGGAAAACAACAUGGCUGCGGUGGAGCUCGAAUGGAUCCCAGAAACACUGUACAACACGGCUAUCUCGGCUGUGGUGGACAACUACAGCCGGUCAAGAAGGGACAUACGGUCGCUCCCAGAAAAUAUACAGUUCGAUGUAUAUUAUAAGCUUUACCAGCAGGGCCGGCUCUGCCAGCUGGGAGGAGAGUUCUGUGAGCUGGAGGUGUUUGCUAAAGUUCUGCGAGCUUCAGACAAAAGACACCUCCUGCACCACUGCUUUCAAGCGCUAAUGGACCACGGUGUGAAAGUGGCCUCGGUUCUGGCAAACUCCUUCAGCCGCCGCUGCUCCUACAUCGCAGAGUCUGACGCCCAUGUCAAAGAAAAGGCCAUCCAGUUCGGCUUUGUGCUCGGUAUGGGAAAACAUUUUCACACAACUGUUCCUUUAUCGCUCAAUAAGACAUUUGUUCCUCAAACUGAUAUUAUCGUAGGGUUAGCUCAUUGGAAAAAAAAUUAGGGAUGAGAGUUGGGC
Messenger RNA from Notothenia coriiceps (black rockcod), 776 nucleotides. RefSeq names its product amyloid protein-binding protein 2-like. Gene Ontology annotation, cellular component: Cul2-RING ubiquitin ligase complex. Gene Ontology annotation, molecular function: ubiquitin-like ligase-substrate adaptor activity. The record is from RefSeq and is a predicted model, not a curated record. The transcript has 3 exons. Gene Ontology annotation, biological process: proteasome-mediated ubiquitin-dependent protein catabolic process; intracellular protein transport. The coding region runs from base 168 to 761 and encodes 197 amino acids. Lineage: Eukaryota; Metazoa; Chordata; Actinopteri; Perciformes; Nototheniidae.